Messenger RNA from Neoarthrinium moseri, 1176 nucleotides. RefSeq lists its product as uncharacterized. Gene Ontology annotation, molecular function: polyubiquitin modification-dependent protein binding. Bases 1 to 1176 code for a protein of 391 amino acids. Gene Ontology annotation, cellular component: VCP-NPL4-UFD1 AAA ATPase complex. The transcript has 2 exons. The record is from RefSeq and is a predicted model, not a curated record. NCBI's taxonomy places the organism in Eukaryota, Fungi, Ascomycota, Sordariomycetes, Amphisphaeriales, Apiosporaceae.
AUGUUCAACCCAGGGUUUGGCGCCUACGACCCCGACGACCCGCAGCAGAUGUUCAACAUGGCGCGGUCCGGCAUGUCCAGCAGGAUGAUGCGCUUCGACGAGUACUUCCGCUGCUACCCGGUCGUCAUGGCCCCCGGCGCCGAGCGCCCCGACCUCAACUACGGCUCCAAGAUCCUGCUGCCCGUCUCGGCCCUCAACAAGAUCUCCAAGCUGCACGUCCAGUGGCCCCUGACCCUCGAGCUGGUCAACGGCGAGAAGGAGCGCCACUCCCACGCCGGCGUGCUCGAGUUCACCGCCGAGGAGGGCCGCGCCUACCUGCCCCAGUGGAUGAUGCAGACCCUGCAGCUCGACGUCGGCGACAUGGUCCAGAUCAAGUCCACCUCGCUGUCCCCCGCCAAGCUGGUCAAGCUGCAGCCCCAGUCCGUCAACUUCCUCGAGAUCAGCGACCCCAAGGCCGUGCUCGAGCGCGCCUUCCGCAACUUUGCCACCCUCACCCGCGGCGACGUCUUCAACUUCAAGUACAACGACGAGGUCUACGACAUCGCCGUGCUCGAGGUGAAACCCGAGACCGAGAAGAUGGGCGUCAGUAUGAUCGAGACCGAUGUCUCCGUCGACUUCGCCCCGCCCGUCGGCUACGUCGAGCCGGAGCGGCGCACGGGGAGCGGCACCAGCACGCCGCGGAGCACAAAGGGUGGACUGCCGGCUGGUGGACUGCUCCAUAGCCAGGGAACUAUGGCGCAGGAUAUUAACUACGAUGCCAUGAAGCCCAGCGCCACCGCCGCUGCCGCGGGCGCCCGCGCCGUCUCGUCACAUUUCAUCAGCGAGGGCCACAAGCUGAACGCCAAGAAGGGCGCAAAGGCGCCCACGCCCAAGCCGUCGACCCCCGUGGCCGGCACCUCGACCAACGCGCCGCCCCAACCCCUCCGGCGGACGAACGGUCCCAUGCCGCUGCGUCUCCCGCCCAACAAGCUGUUCUUCGGGUACGACAUCACGCCAGUCAAGACGGAUGCCGACAAGGAGGCCGAGAAAGAGAAUGCCAACCGGCCGCAUUUCGCCGGUCAGGGGCAGACGCUGAGGGGUGGCGCCGUCAAGCGGAAGGGCGACCAGGAGGAGAAGCCCAAGGCGGUGGAAAAGAAACCGGACGCCGGCCGGCGGUUGGACGGACGCAAAGUAUGA